CAUCUAUGGCGGAAUGUAUCAACAAAAGCAUGUGAUAAGUCUAGACAUGCUUUUGCAAGUUAGCCCCUGUCCGUGGAAUCAAUAUUCAUCGUUCAUGGUACAGAACCCAUCACGGUUUAAAAUCAGAAUAAAUUUCUGUAGUCAGGAGAAUGCCUCGAAGGACCAGGAAGAAUUCUGCAUCACAGAGGAAACCCUCACUGAUAUUCACAGAGAGUCCAGUCAACCUGACACGGAGCACAGCAUCUCCUGUCAGGUGUGCAAACCAUCCCCAGACAGCCAAAGUGAUACCAGUGGAAGAUCUAGCUGAUCUAACAUGGGUGUCUCCACAGUUUCAGGGAGCACGAACUAGCUGUAGAAGGCGAGGUGGGCGAAGACGAAAUCUGUCCAGAUCCACCAUUAACACACGCUCAUGGUCAAAUGGAACAGGGAAAGAAAACCUCCAAUGUUCCUUUGGUGCUCGCAGAAAACUUCUCAAUGGCUUUGUACCUCUGCGUUUUGAAUUGGACAAGUCUGUUGAACUGACAGAAAUUGAAGAUGUGUCUGAUGUCGAUGCAGAGACUGAUUUGAACUUCACCAGAAAUGUGGGAUUGGACCGCACUAGCUUCAAUACUACUGCUGCAGUAACUCCCCCAGCACAAUCUCCCCACAGGGAUCGUGGUACUGGACAGCAGGGUGACAGUGAGAACAAUGGUGAAGCUCAGUCGCGUUUUGUUUUGAGUCUCUCUACACUGAACCAACUGUGUGCAGCAUCUGAGAGAAGAAAGCUUGAAGGUGAUAUGGUGGACAUUGAAAUGAUCUCGAUGCAAAAGAUCGAAGACAAUGAGCAAAGCAAGAAUUCUCCUGACAUAGGUAAACUACGAAGGUCUUCCAGAUUAAGAGACAAAUAUCGCGAAGCCGUUGAGCUGUUGAGAAGUCCAAGUGGCAGUGAAGUAAAUGAGGAAAAGCCGUGUAAAAUACUGGUGUUAGACACCCCAGAGAGUGAGUAUGGACUUACACGUCGUCACCUCAGAAACAAGAUUAGGAAAAACUUCAUCUACAGCAAACUGCUGCAUUAGGUGUUUUGAAACACCAGUGAUUUAGAGCUGUGAUGAUUGACAGUUGGGUUGUGAUGCAACCAUAAAAUGGAUUAAUGUUCUGUCAUGGUAUUACAAAGUGCUGUAGUGAAUCAUAGCUUCUACAGUUAUCCCUGCGUGUCAAGAAUAGAUUCAGCACUCAAAUUCCGAUCCAAUAUACAAAAAUGUUUGUGUAUAGUUUGUUCACAUUUGUCAGUGUUACAUGUGAUUAUUACAACCUUGUACCAAAUAUAUGUGCAAUACAUGACUUUAGUGUCUUAUAUCACGUAUAGGUCACAUGCACAGUUUUGCUUCAUAAAUCCCAGUAUUUAAUAUAUUGUGGGAAUUUUCUUAAAUUAUUAGGGUAUUAUAGCCAACUAUCAGGGAUAGCAGACUAUGGAAAGGCCCGUCACUUUUACACUGCACUCACCAGUUAUAAACUCAUAUUCGAAGGUAAAUUAUCCUCCUUCUUGCCAUGCUUUUCUAUGAAAUUACCAAUGCUUAUUUUUAUGUUGGGAUGUGCAUCAAAGAAUAAUGAAAUGAUAUCACUGUUGUCCUUCCAAACUGAGUGUAAAGUCACAUGCCUUCCCACAAUCUUUUACCCCUGAGUGGCAAAAUCCUUAGUGGCAAAAUCCUGUGGCUAUAAAUUGCUUUGACAGUACUUGACUCAAGGCUGCAUUGAGCUGGCAUAGCAGCCUCAUCUUUAAAACCAGUUUUACAUCUUACAAAGAACGCUAGAAAACGUAUGGACACUCAUAGUUAAGACAUGGUGA
Liolophura sinensis is the source of this 1825-nucleotide messenger RNA. RefSeq lists its product as uncharacterized. Lineage: Eukaryota; Metazoa; Mollusca; Polyplacophora; Chitonida; Chitonidae. The record is from RefSeq and is a predicted model, not a curated record. The transcript has 3 exons. Gene Ontology annotation, cellular component: nucleus; chromosome. Gene Ontology annotation, biological process: cellular response to ionizing radiation; recombinational repair; DNA damage checkpoint signaling. The coding region runs from base 150 to 1055 and encodes 301 amino acids.